AUGUCUGCAGCCCGACUCACGGUAUUGCUAUUCCUACUGGAAGUUCUUGUCAACGCAUACCGUAUACAGCAGACAAGGUCGUUGUCGGGAACUCCGGCCACUGAUGGAAAUAACGUGACAAAUGCGGAAAUCUAUCGCAUCAUCACCCAGCAGCUCCUUGACGGGUUCGCUAUCUGGCGCGUGAAGAUGUUCAACGACCGAACAUUCGUUGAGCAGACACGACGCAGUUAUUGGCUCGGCGACCGGUACUAUCGCAUGGACAAUGACUACUACUGGGUGGCUCGCGAUACUUGUGCAUACCGUAUGAACGAGACAGAACGAAGAAAUCUUGUUUAUGAAGAUGGUUUACCAAUAUACGAUAUUAUUCUAACACACCUCAGAUCUAAGUCUACACAGCUACUAACUCAUGAACGCUGA
Ostertagia ostertagi is the source of this 417-nucleotide messenger RNA. NCBI's taxonomy places the organism in Eukaryota, Metazoa, Nematoda, Chromadorea, Rhabditida, Trichostrongylidae. The record is from the annotation of a GenBank genome assembly.